CACCAAACUUUCUUAAAUUGUUAAAAAAAAAAUUGUAAUACGUUUUUAAUUUCAUAUCGCAAUAAUGAACAAAAUGUACAGUUCCGUAAAGAAAUCAAUUUCAUUCAACGGGUUUAGUCUAUUUUUCCGACAAUUAACCACGAGCUCGAAAACUUAUGGAAAAUUCCGAAUUCAAAGCUUGCAGGACUUCGAUGCGCAUGUCAGAAACAGUAAAGUGCCUGUAAUCGUUGAUUUUUUUGCUACCUGGUGUAAUCCAUGCAAAGCUAUGACCCCUCGCCUUGAAUCUAUCAUUGCUGAGAAUGAAGGAAAGGUAGAUUUAGCCAUAGUCGAUGUAGAUGAAAAUACUGAUCUGGCCCUUGACUACCAGGUUGGCACAGUGCCCGUCUUAUUGGCAAUCAAAAAUGGUAAAGUUGAACAUCGCCUAGUUGGAUUACAAGAUACUGAAAGUAUAAGAAAAUUUGUGGGCAAUAUAUUGCAUGAACCAAGCGAUGAGAGCAAAGAAAUAAUACUAGAGGAGGAAUCCAAACCUUUAUCCAAUGCCACAUGAAAUGAGC
Ctenocephalides felis (cat flea) is the source of this 554-nucleotide messenger RNA. RefSeq names its product thioredoxin, mitochondrial-like. The transcript has 2 exons. Bases 65 to 547 code for a protein of 160 amino acids. Gene Ontology annotation, molecular function: oxidoreductase activity, acting on a sulfur group of donors, disulfide as acceptor; protein-disulfide reductase activity. Gene Ontology annotation, cellular component: cytoplasm. Lineage: Eukaryota; Metazoa; Arthropoda; Insecta; Siphonaptera; Pulicidae. The record is from RefSeq and is a predicted model, not a curated record.